AUGUUAGGAGGAGGAUUUUCAAUUAAUCAAGGAAAUAUUCCAAAAGUUACAAUUAAAAAUGAGGUUGAAUCUUAUACAUAUUCAAAAGAUGCAGGUUUUACAAGUGGUAAAUCACAAGAUGUAGAUUUUACUGGAGGAACAAGUGGUCCAUCAAAAAUCAAUGAUCAUUCAAAUAAUAUUCAAAAUCCAGUUGAAUCUUAUACAUACUCAAAAGAUGCUGGUUUCACAAGUAGUCAAUCAUCAGCACAAUCAAAUCCAACCUCAACAACUGGUCAAGGUAAUAAUGCAAAUGGUCAAACUAAGAAUCCAGUAGAAUCAUACACAUAUUCAAAAGAUGCUGGCUUCACAAGUGGUCAAUCAUCAGCACAAUCAAACCCAACAUCAACAACUGGUGAAGGUAAUAAUUCAAAUGUUAAAACAAAGAAUCCAGUAGAAUCAUACACAUAUUCCAAAGAUGCUGGUUUCACCAGUGGUCAAUCAUCAGCACAAUCAAACCCAACCUCAACAACUGGUCAAGGUAAUAAUUCAAAUGUUCAAACAAAGAAUCCUGUAGAAUCAUACACAUACUCAAAAGAUGCUGGUUUCACUAGUGGUCAAUCAACACCAUCUAAUCCAACUUCAACUGGUCAUGGUAAUGGAAUUACAAUUUAUCAUUAA
Molecule: messenger RNA, 657 nt
Organism: Dictyostelium discoideum AX4
Lineage: Eukaryota; Evosea; Eumycetozoa; Dictyosteliales; Dictyosteliaceae
Exons: 2
Coding region: 1-657 (218 amino acids)
Source: RefSeq, a predicted model, not a curated record